This is a messenger RNA of Humulus lupulus (European hop), 2794 nucleotides long. RefSeq names its product putative pentatricopeptide repeat-containing protein At5g43820. NCBI's taxonomy places the organism in Eukaryota, Viridiplantae, Streptophyta, Magnoliopsida, Rosales, Cannabaceae. The record is from RefSeq and is a predicted model, not a curated record. Bases 48 to 1739 code for a protein of 563 amino acids. Gene Ontology annotation, molecular function: protein binding. The transcript has 3 exons.
UUAGGUAUGAAUAGUAAAAUUUCCUAUUUUCAUUGCUGGAGAACUUCAUGGCUUUUCUCUGUCCUUCGUGGCGCUUACUGGGGUUUCAGGCGCAACACUACGUAGGGUAUUCCACUCACUUUAACAAAACCAGGUACAUUUUCCCCUACCUCCGUUCACCAGUUCCAUUUUCAAGCCUCUAUGAUCAAUCAUCUGUAUUGGACGAGGGAUGCCAUAUCAAAAAACAAUCUCAUAUAGAUGAAAGAUUCGUUCUUGACCAACUCUCUGAUCUAUUUCCAGUACCAAGUAGUACUUUUGCUUCGAAUUUGGUGGAAAAGAAAGAAAUUGCUAGAGCAGCUGAUGGAUUUCUAUUGCCUGAAGACAAACUGCGUGGCAUUUUUCUUCAAAAUAUGAGAGGGAAAGCUGCGAUAGAGAGUGCUUUAACGAGUGUUGGUGUGGAUUUGAAUCUUGAUGUUGUUGCUAAAGUAGUGAACCGAGGGAGCUUAGAUGGUGGAAAAAUGGUCAUGUUUUUCCAUUGGGCUAUUCGACAGCCGACCAUUCCCAAAAAUAUUUUAACAUAUCAUAUAAUCCUUAAGGCAUUAGGCAGAAGAAAAUUUCUUAGUUUUAUGGUUGGAGUUUUACAUGAGUUAAGGACUCAAGGGGUUAGUCCAAACUUGGAGACCCUUUCUAUUGUAAUGGACAGUUUCAUUAUGGCUAGACAAGUAUCCAAAGCGAUCCAAAUGUUUCGUCAUUUGGAUGAAAUCGGGUUAGAAUGUGAUACAGAGUCUUUGAAUGUGCUUCUUCAAUGUUUGUGCCGUCGAUCCCAUGUUGGUACUGCAAAUUCUCUACUUAAUUCAAUCAAGGGAAAAAUACCGUUUGAUGCUACUACUUAUAAUGUUGUUCUAAAUGGGUGGUCAAAAUUCGGUAGAGUUGGUGAAAUGGAGAAGGUUUUGGAAGUAAUGGUGGGAAAUGGAAUUGAUCCUGAUAGUUUGACAUUUAGUUAUAUUAUUGAGGGUUUAGGUAGAGCUGGUCAGAUUGAUGAUGCUGUUAGAGUUUUUCAGGGCAUGGAAGAGAAAGGUUUGAUCCCAGACACUAGUGUUUACGAUGCUAUGAUUUCUAAUUUUAUAUCUGUUGGGAAUUUUGAUGAAUAUAUGAAGUAUUAUAACAGUAUGUCGAGUAGUAAUUGUGAACCAAGUGUUGAUACUUACACCAAAUUAAUUGGUGGUCUUCUUAAAGCCCGGAAAGUGGCUGAUGCACUUGAGGUUUUCGAUCAAAUGUUGAGUAGAGGAGUUAUUCCCAGUACAGGGACUAUAACUUCCUUUGUGGAACCUUUGUGUAGUUUUGGUCCUCCUCAUGCCGCUAUGAUUGUGUACAGGAAAGCAAAGAGGGUUGGCUGUAGAGUCUCUUUAAGUGCUUACAAACUAUUGCUUAUGCGGCUUUCUAGAUUCGGUAAAUGUGGAAUGAUCUUAAACUUAUGGAACGACAUGCAGGAAUGUGGUUAUUCUUCAGAUAUGGAAGUGUAUGAGUAUGUUAUUAGUGGACUUUGCAAUAUUGGGCAGCUUGAAAAUGCUGCACUUGUUAUGGAAGAGUCUCUGAGGAAAGGCUUCUGCCUAAGCAGGCGUAUCUGGAGCAAACUAAAUGGCAAACUACUUGCUUCAUAUAAAAUAGAGAGAGCUUAUAGACUGUUUUUGAAGCUUAAAGAGGCUCGUCUGAAUGACAAUGCUCGAAGACAUUGGCGUUCUAAGGGAUGGCAUUUCUGAAUUUUCAACAAUGGCAUGUGAAAAAGAUUAUUAUACUAACUCCUACUGGUUCUAGAGGGGUCACUCCUUCUGCGUCCCCUCCUGUACCCAGAUCUCUAGUUUCUAAGUUUUUCCAACCAGCAGUUAAUGAUUCGAAAGCACUGGUAGGUUCUGGAAAUGGGUUUUCUUCCACUUCAGGUUUUGAUGGUGAUUUGUUUCCUGUGACCCCUUCUCUACCUAAAGAAACUCUUCUAGAUCUGUAUUCCGCAAGCACUGCUUCUGCCUCAUCUGUUGCCGUUCCAGUUUCUAUUGCACCUCAGUCUUCCAACAAGAACAGUUCACUUAAUUCAUUGCAGGAUGCAUUCUCCAUGCAGCCUGCAGCUAAUCAAUCUCAGCGGCCGCAAGCACCUUUUGAACCCAAGCCAGUAGACUGCCCCUGGUUCUUCCUCUUUCACAUCAUCUGGUAUUUCAGUUGGAGUGGGAACAGCCACACCAGGCAACUCACAGCUUCCUUGGUCAAAGACAAACCAUCCUAUGUCCAAAAGUACACUAAAGUGUUUAUGGAAGUAGACACUGACAGAGAUGGAAGAAUCACUGGUGAACAGGCUCUGAAUCUAUUUUCGAGUUGGAGGUUGCCAAGAGAGGUCUUAAAGCAGGUGUGAUUUAUCUGAUCAGGACAAUGACAGCAUGCUAUUGUUGAAGGAGUUUUGCUUCGUUCUUUAUUUGACGGAACGGUUUAGGGAAGGUUGCCCUCUUCCAGCUGGCCUUCCACACAAUGUAUUGUAUGAUGAGACCUUGUUGUCAUUGACAGGUCAACCCGGAGCACCUCAUGGCAAAGCAGCUUGAAGUCCAAGCCCCGGAACUGGUUUUUUGACAGCGGUGACAAAGGAUGUCAGGUCCUCAGCCAAUGGGGCCUAAUUUUAAUUUGAGGUCCACAGUGCAGGCAAAUGCUCCUAGGCGAGAUGUAGUGCAAUCAAAUCGGAAAAGUUCAAGAGCACCUGCUUUUGGUGACUUGUUUCCAGACCAACGUGACAAUGGGCAUCAGACUUCUGCUGUGUCAAAACCUGAAGAAACAG